AUGAGACUCACGACCUGGAACGUCAACGGCAUCCGCAACCCCUUCUCCUACCCACCAUGGAACACCGCCCGCACCUUCCCCGCCAUGUUCGACAUCCUCGCCACCGACAUCCUCGUCAUGCAAGAGCUCAAGAUCCAGCGCAAAGACCUGCGCGACGACAUGGUCCUGCUCGACGGCUGGGACUGCUACUUCUCGCUACCGAAGCAUAAGAAAGGAUACUCGGGGGUGGGAGUAUAUACGAGGAAUGCUAAGUGUGCGCCGAUACGGGCGGAGGAGGGACUGUUGGGGGUGCUGCCGAGUGCGAGCGGGGUGCCGUAUUGCGAGUUACCCGAGGGGGAGAGUGUGGGCGGGUAUCCUGAUGAGAAGCAGGUGGCGGAACUGGGUGUGGAUCCAGCGAUGUUGGAUGCAGAGGGGAGCAACGGCAUGAGGGAUGACUUUCGAUAUGGCUUUAUCUGUGCGCUUGACUCCCGGAUACGGAAUCUCAGAAAGAUGGGGAAGAGGGUGGUGCUGGUGGGAGAUCUCAAUGUUUCGAGGAGUGAGCUGGACACUGCGGCAGCGGCGGAGGAUUGUAGGAAAGCUGGCAUCACCCACGAAGACUACAUCUCUACGCCGAACCGGCGGAUCUUCAAUCAGCUGUUGGUCGGAGGCGAAGUGGUCGGUGAGAGGGACGAAGGCAGGGAGGAGGGUAUUCUGUGGGACACUACGCGAGGCUUUCAUCCUGAGCGGAAGGGCAUGUACACGCAUUGGGAGCAGAAGAUCAAUGCUCGGCCAGGGAAUUAUGGCAGCCGAAUCGACUUCAUCCUGGUGGCUGAGAGUAUGCGGUCGUGGAUCAAAGAUGCGAACAUUCAAGAAGGUCUGCUGGGAUCAGAUCACUGUCCUGUCUUCGUGGACUUCAACGAAAGUGCAGAGGUCGAUGGAGAGCGAAAGCCAAUUAUGGACAUCAUGAGUCCUCCUGGCGUCUUUGUCGACGGCGUCAGGAAGCAAGACUGGAAGAUCGCAAGCGCGCCACCGUUCUCAGCGAAGCGGUUGCCCGAAUUCGCCCAGCGCCGCAGCAUCAAAUCCAUGUUCAUGAAGAAGUCGGAAUCUUCAUCAGGCGAGGGUACCACCAACGGCAUCAAGCCCGAAGCAGCGACGCCUUUGCCCGAACUGAGUCCUGUGAAGUCGCAGGCUUCAGUCAGCGAAAUGACCGUUGAACCAUCGCAAACGCCAGAGCGAAGUCAAAAGCCGCCUUCACCGAAGCGCAAGCUCUCAGUGCCGGCGAAAGAGAAGCCAGUGAAGAAGCAAAAGACCGACAGCAGUGCUCCAUCUACGAAAGGCCAGCAGAGUCUCAAAGGCUUCUUCUCUUCGCAAAGUAAAAGCACGGCUGUCACGCCACCUUCGCCAGUUGCCAACGGGAAAUCCGAACUCCCUCCCACAGCAGCCACUCCUCCAAGCACCUCAAUAGCGACAAACCGACCAACAGCAUCUGCUGCAGCGAAAGCGUCAGGAGAAUCGCCUGCACCUUCCACGGAGCCAGCCACCCCGCCACCCAAACCCAUCUCCUCCCCCCCGCCCUCCGAACACUCCAUCAACCGCACCAUCCUCGCAGCCGAAGCCACCCAACGCAGCUGGUCCACCCUCUUCACCAAACCCCCUGCCCCGCUCUGCGAAGGCCACGGCGAACCGUGCAAAUCGAUGCAGACGAAAAAGAAAGGCUCGAACCAGGGAAGGAGUUUCUGGAUGUGCGCGCGGCCGCUGGGGCCGAGCGGGGAGAAGGAGCGCGGGACGGAGUGGAGGUGUGGGACGUUUGUUUGGUGCUCGGAGUGGAGUGGGAGGGGGGCUACUAGGGAUAACGACUGA
Messenger RNA from Saxophila tyrrhenica, 1839 nucleotides. It is a transcript of the gene APN2, whose product is annotated as Class II abasic (AP) endonuclease. The record is from RefSeq and is a predicted model, not a curated record. The coding region runs from base 1 to 1839 and encodes 612 amino acids. Gene Ontology annotation, biological process: base-excision repair. Lineage: Eukaryota; Fungi; Ascomycota; Dothideomycetes; Mycosphaerellales; Extremaceae. The transcript is spliced from 2 exons. Gene Ontology annotation, molecular function: zinc ion binding; DNA-(apurinic or apyrimidinic site) endonuclease activity; double-stranded DNA 3'-5' DNA exonuclease activity. Gene Ontology annotation, cellular component: nucleus.